UUUCCAUGUUACGGAGAGCAUUAAAAAUGGCUACCAGCUAAUUGUUUUUGUUUACUAUGUAUCUAAUUGUUUAUCGUUGAUUAUAUUUGUAGUGGACUGUUGGAAACAUUUAUCCGUGUUUUUCUUUUUGUAAAUAGGAAAUGACAUCUUUAAUAUACCCUAGAAAACUAGGAGGAUCUGUCACAGUACAUAUUCCCGAUGUUGUUGAUGUUGUUGUAGAUGAUGGAGAGCGGACAAGAAAUGAAACAGAAACAGAAUGGGAACACAGGAAACCUCAUCCAUUUUCUAAAAAGUCUAACAGCAGUGACACCUUACUUCCUAAAACUCCAUCAAGUGUUGCCAGAAGUUCAAAGAAUGGCAACAAAGUUGACAAGGUGAAAAAUUGGAUUGAUAAGAAAACUAUUCAAGAACUGCAGGAAAAAGCUGACCAAGAAAGUCUUGCUACUAAGAAAUUGUAUACUUCAUUGUUAGACACAGAAAAAACAUUUGUUAAGAAAUUGGGAGAUUUGUUGUCACACAAAGAACUUGUUGAUCUAAGGAAAAAAGAGAUUCUCUACUUGAAAUGGUCAGAAGAGGUGUAUGAACCCAUCAGGAAAAAGAUUCUUGAAGCUAUAGAUGGUGCAGACUGGAUUCACCUGGAUCGUCGCAAACGAGAAAUGCAUCGUCAAUUUCUAGAACAUGUCAACAAACGAGGCUACGUAUUUCUAGAUGACGAUGAUAGAGAACAAUAUUAUGCACAAGCACUAAAUGGCCAUCGUCCCGCACCUAUAAAGAUCAAAACAGGGGUUCUCAGAGAUCCACUGUUGACACUAGGCAGAAAACAGGCAGAGGAAGAAAGGGCAAUACUGAGGUGCAUGACUGGUCACAAGUACUCAGAUAAAGACAUUGAAAUGGUGAAAUUACCUACCCUUCCACUUGUACCACAAGGACGUCAUGGAGUUGACAGCAGAAAAUGGCUUCAAAUGCCUUUAAACAAUAUUGAGAGUGCACCGCGUGAGAAGAGCAGUAAGAAGAGGCUCUACUACAGGUCUCAAUUUAAACCAUUUGUUUACCCUAGCACUAAAGGAAUAGAAUGUGGGGCCUCAGCACGAAGUCAACAAUUGAUUUCAAAGCUUGGGCCAAAGCUCAGUUUGAUGCCGAGAUUGCAGAGCAGGAGCUUGGAAUACCCAAAAGGAAAACCUAUGCUGAAAAACCUCCUUUCGGGAAAACCACAGUUGAGAUUCCAAGGGCUCCAUUCAUCGACCCAGAAGAUUUUUCAGACAAGAUCAUCAACACCAAUCCAUUCCCAGAGCACAUGGCACGACUCAGACAAGAGAUGGAAGAAAUGAAAGCCUACUACGACUAUCAACUGGAGCAGCAGAGACUGUUUAUGGAUGAGGACGACUUCAUGGCUUUGCAGAGAACUCAUCAAGCCUUUCAACAGCCACCAACUCAAUCUAAGCUGGACAAUGAUGAGGCUAUUACUUUACUCGCCUAACAUUAUUAGAGUCAAAAAAUAAAUUCUAGUUUUUAAAGGAACAAAUAAUGUUUCGACAUAGUUAUGGUAUAUAAAUGUUUGAUUGGUAUAGUGAAUUAUGCUGAAGACAGUGCUUCAAAUACAUGAACAUUAUAUCUUC
This is a messenger RNA of Biomphalaria glabrata, 1616 nucleotides long. Its product is annotated as protein FAM228B-like. NCBI's taxonomy places the organism in Eukaryota, Metazoa, Mollusca, Gastropoda, Planorbidae. The record is from RefSeq and is a predicted model, not a curated record. The transcript has 10 exons. Bases 141 to 1328 code for a protein of 395 amino acids.